AUGCCAUACUUUUCGAUCGAUACGAAUAUACCACAGGAUCGUAUUACGACUGAUUUCCUGAAGAAAGCAUCAAGUAUGGUUGCAAAAGCACUUGGAAAACCGGAAAGUUAUGUAUCAAUCCAUGCUAACGGUGGACAAGCGAUGGUAUUCGGCGGAAGUGCGGACCCAUGUGCUGUAUGCGUUUUGAAAUCAAUCGGUUGUGUUGGUCCUAAGGUCAAUAAUUCGCACGCAGAGAAAUUGUACAAACUGCUGGCUGACGAGCUAAAAAUCCCGAAGAAUCGUUGCUACAUUGAAUUUGUGGAUAUCGAUGCAUCUUCAAUGGCUUUUAAUGGAUCUACCUUCGGAUAA
Messenger RNA from Cercopithifilaria johnstoni, 348 nucleotides. The record is from the annotation of a GenBank genome assembly. NCBI's taxonomy places the organism in Eukaryota, Metazoa, Nematoda, Chromadorea, Rhabditida, Onchocercidae.